Molecule: messenger RNA, 2397 nt
Organism: Nematolebias whitei (Rio pearlfish)
Lineage: Eukaryota; Metazoa; Chordata; Actinopteri; Cyprinodontiformes; Rivulidae
Gene: acvr1l
Product: activin A receptor, type 1 like
Exons: 10
Coding region: 166-1683 (505 amino acids)
Biological process (GO): transforming growth factor beta receptor signaling pathway; BMP signaling pathway; protein phosphorylation
Cellular component (GO): BMP receptor complex; plasma membrane
Molecular function (GO): SMAD binding; ATP binding; transforming growth factor beta receptor activity, type I
Source: RefSeq, a predicted model, not a curated record
GUCAUGCGUCGCUGAAGAAGAAAACAGCAGCGGGUGGGCUGCAGCUGCACUUUCUGCUGUUUUUUCCUUGCAAAUUACGCUACCACGAUAUUUAAAACCAAUGGCUGGAGGUACAGACGGCCCAGAAUGAACUAAUAGCAGCACUUCAUGCCAGUGCACUGAAACAUGGGUCUUAGCAGUUUUCAUGUUCUGCUGCUGCUCCUCCUGCAGGCUCUGCUGGCAUCAGCUGAGGGCUCAGAUGAACACCUGGUGUGUGUUUGCGAAGGCCCAAAAUGCCUCCAGGCCUCACAGUGCCACGGUACCCAGUGCUUCUCCUCUGUUAAAGUUGGCAGCAGUGGGAUUGUGUUUGAGCGCGGUUGUCUGAAAGGUCCAGAGAAGAUCCUUCUGCAGUGCUCCACAGCUCCGUCCUUCCAUCAAGCCAUUCUUUGCUGCUCCCAGGACCGGUGCAACAGCAACACCACCAGCAGCCUGCUGUUGUCUCUUCUGCCAUCAGUCCCUGAGGGUGAACCAGUUCGGUACCGUGUGGAGACAUUAGCUCUCUUCGUUCUGGCCCCAGUGGUCAUACUGGUUCUGCUUUCCGUGGUGUCGGUGCUGGCGUGCAGGAGGCUCCACCACGGCCGCCUCCAGAGGCUGCAGGAGUUUGACACCGAGCAGGGAGACGGACUCAUCACCUCCAACGUGGGGGACAGCACUUUAGCGGACCUGUUGGAUCACUCGUGCACUUCAGGCAGCGGUUCAGGUCUUCCCUUCCUCGUCCAGAGAACUGUAGCCAGGCAGAUCAGUCUGGUGGAGUGUGUAGGUAAAGGGCGGUAUGGAGAGGUGUGGCGAGGUCAGUGGCAGGGGGAGAACGUCGCAGUGAAAAUCUUCUCGUCGAGAGAUGAAAAGUCUUGGUUUAGAGAAACGGAAAUCUACAACACGGUGCUGCUUCGGCAUGACAACAUACUGGGGUUCAUGGCAUCCGACAUGACUUCUCGUAACUCCACCACUCAGCUGUGGCUCAUCACUCACUACCACGAGAACGGUUCCCUCUAUGACUACUUGCAGCGCGUUGCCGUGGAGACAUCCGAAGGCCUGGCGAUGGCAGCUUCGAUAGCGUGCGGCCUCGUGCACCUGCACACAGAGAUCAUUGGCACAGAAGGAAAACCUGCCAUCGCUCACAGAGAUCUGAAGAGCAAAAACAUCCUGGUGACCAAGGAGCUGCGCUGCUGCGUCGCAGACCUGGGGCUGGCUGUGACCCACUCGCAGGCAGACAACCUGCUGGACGUGGGCAACAAUCCGAAGGUUGGCACCAAACGCUACAUGGCUCCUGAAGUGCUGGAUGAAACCAUUCAGACCGACUGCUUCGACGCCUACAAGAGAGUGGACAUAUGGGCCUUCGGACUGGUACUGUGGGAGAUAGCAAGACGCACAUACAGCAACGGUAUUGUUGAGGAGUACAAACCUCCGUUUUACGACCAGGUGCCAAAUGACCCCAGCUUUGAGGACAUGAGGAAGGUGGUGUGUGUGGAGCAGCAGAGGCCUUUCAUUCCUAAUCGCUGGUUUUCAGAUCCUACGCUCUCUGCUCUGGUUAAACUGAUGAAGGAGUGUUGGUACCAGAACCCCUCGGCCCGACUCACAGCGCUGCGCAUCAAGAAGACUUUGGACAAGAUUCACAGCUCUCUGGAGAAGGGCAAGGAGUCAUGAGGGUCAGAGGCAGCGCCAUGGAGUCAGGGACUGGCUGCAACUACAGCUCCGAGUAUUUUAUUUUAUUUUAAACAAGAAGAAAGUAAUCGGAAGGAACGAUGAAGACUCGAGCUUAACCUUCCUCUGACAUCCCUCCGUUGGACUCAGAGCCCGUGUGGACGAGUCAUGUCUGACAAAGGGACAUGAAGCAGUCGUCUCUGCUCCCACUGAGCUGAUGUGUGGUCUGCUGGUGUCACUGGGCUGUAUAGUAAUGCACCUCUGGGUUCCUCCACACGCCGACUGUCUCCUGCAGACAGUUUGACCUCCAGCCAGGUUUGGGCCCGUGGCGCUCUGCUCAGAGACAAUCAGAAACGCUGCACUUCAUCAGAACACAACUGUUGCCACACAUACACAAAACGCUCACACACAAAAGGAAAAGGAGCCACUAGAAUCAACCUUUUUUUUACCUUUAUAAAGCAAAUAUUACUGAUAUUUAUGUAUUAAAGCUCCACCGUUACUACUGAGGAUAAAUGUAAGACUGGUGUAUGAAACUAAACGUAUGUAAGCAUCAACUUUAUUAGACUUUCUAUAACCUUAAUGACACUAUCAGGAAGUAAUCACACACUGAGUAAAGGACUUUUCUUGUACGGAACAUGCUGGAUAUAAAACUACAGGGUUGUUUACACAGGAAGAAACGGUUUGUUUUAAAGGAAAUCUAUUUACAAGUAGGAACAU